Chanos chanos (milkfish) is the source of this 1035-nucleotide messenger RNA. Its product is annotated as plasminogen activator inhibitor 1 RNA-binding protein. Gene Ontology annotation, biological process: positive regulation of translational initiation; positive regulation of RNA splicing. The coding region runs from base 1 to 1035 and encodes 344 amino acids. Gene Ontology annotation, molecular function: RNA binding. The record is from RefSeq and is a predicted model, not a curated record. NCBI's taxonomy places the organism in Eukaryota, Metazoa, Chordata, Actinopteri, Gonorynchiformes, Chanidae. The transcript has 8 exons. Gene Ontology annotation, cellular component: nucleus; cytoplasm.
AUGAAAGAUCUAUCGGAAGAUAGUUCAGGUAAGCUAGAUAAUGGAUAUGGAUGUGCUAUCACAAACCGCUUUGGCCAGCUUCUUGGCGACGAGUCCGAUCCUUUCGACAUCCUGCAUGAGGCGCAAUUAGAAGUACAACAGAAGAAAAAGAAAGAUGUGGCAAACAAGGCCUCAUCAAAUAAAGCUGGAAAGAAGGAAUCUCAGAGAGAGAGGAGGACCUUAGUCCCAAUAACAGGCCAGAAAAGUUCCGCCCAGGUUGAAAUAGUGAGUCAAGAGAGAGGAGGAAAGCGUGUCACCUUCAAGGAUCGGAAACCAAAUGCUAAGGACGACUCUGUGGGGUUUUCCAUAGAACGACCUUCAGACCAGAUUGAUAGAGCUGGAAGAGGCAGUGGGAGAGGUCGCGGAGGCAGAGGAGGAGGGUUUUUCAAAUCCACGGAUGGCUUUGAUCAGAGGGGCAAGAGAGAGUUUGAACGCCACAGUGGUAGUGAUAGAGCAAGUGUCCGUGCAGAGGAGAAAAGAAGAGGCAGUGGACCACACAACUGGGGAUCCAUGAGGGACCAGAUGAGUGCAGUAGUUGAUGGGGAACCUAGUGAUGAAGUAGGCGAUGAUAUUCAAGCCCCAGAUGCUGAUGGAGAGAACCAUCCUCCAGAAGCUGAAGCAGUGGUUGAGGUUGCCAUAGAGAUGUCCCUCGAUGAGUGGAAGGCCUUGCAGGAGCAAAACAGACCUAAGAAGGAGUUCAACAUCCGAAAAGCAGACACCAGUGUACCCUCCAAAGCUGUUGUCAUCCAUAAGUCCAAACACAUUGAGGGCAAUAGCGAAAGUGAAAUUGUAGUUUACCGCCGUCCUGCCAAUGACAUCACCUCCCAACUGGAGAUAAAUUUUGGUGACCUGGCUCGGCCAUUUCGUGGAGGUAGAGGUGGACGUGGAGGUCGCGGCCGUGGGAACUUUGCGCCUCAAACUGAAAGAUCUCCCCAAAAGUUCAUGGAAGUGGUACCAAAUCCUAAUGACCCAGAAGACUUCCCUGCCCUGGCUUAA